CGUGGUGUGGAAGUAGUUCCGGCGGGGCGGGGUCACGGCCUCGGUCCGCGGCGGCCUGGGCGCGAAGUUCAGUUCGGCGGCUCGGGACGGGAGUGGGGCUGCGCCGGGAGUGGGGCUGCGCCGCGAUGUGGGCCCGGAGGAACCGAGCGGCCCGGGACUUUUACACCCGCCUUCUGCAGGAAUUUAAUGAGGAAAAGAAAGGAAGCCGUAAAGACCCAUUGAUCUAUGAGGCUGAUGUCCAAGUGCAAUUGAUCAGCAAAGGUCAACCAAAUCCUCUGAAAAACAUUCUAAAUGAAAAUGAGCUAGUAUUCAUUGUGGAAAAAGUGCCUUUAGAAAAGGAAGAAACAAGCAAUAUUGAAGAACCACAAUCUGAAGAAACAGUUAUUUCUGAUUUUUCUACUGGUGAGAAUGCGGGGCCCCUUGCUUUACCAGUUGGCAGAGCAAGGCAGUUAAUUGGUCUGUAUACCAUGGCUCACAACCCUAACAUGACCCAUUUGAAUAUGAGUCAGCCAGUUACUGCCCUUCCACCUCUUUGGAUAAGAUGUGACAGUUCAGAUCCCGAAGGGACCUGUUGGCUAGGAGCUGAGCUUACCACUGCAAAUGACAGCAUUACAGGAAUUGUCUUAUAUGUGGUCAGUUGUAAAGCUGAUAAAGUUUACUCUGUAACUCUGGAAAGUCUAAAACAUUCACACAAGAAAAGACAUCACUUAUCUACUGUAACAGCUGGGGGCUUUGCACAGUAUGAGCUCUUUAAGUCCUCUGUCUUGGGUGAUACCAUCAUCCCAUCGCAAACUAUGAUCACUUUGGAUAUUUCCUGGAGUCCUGUGGAUGAAAUUCUUCAAGUCCCUCCACUCUCUUCAACUGCAACCCUGAAUAUCAAAGUGGAAUCGGGAGAACUCAGAGGUUGUUUGAACCAUCUUCACAGAGAACUAAAAUUUCUCCUUGUUCUGGCAGAAGGUGUGAGAAACGGUGUGACGGAAUGGCUUGAGCCUCUGGAAACCAAGUCUGCUGUUGAACUUGUGCAGGAACUUCUGGAUGACUUAAAUAAACUGGAUGGAUUUGGUGAUUCUGCAAAAAAGGACACAGAGACAGUGAAGCACGACAUAGCUGCUGUUGAUCGGUCUGUGCUUAUCACAGUGCGGGGUGAUCUGGAUUUUGCUGAACAACUUUGGUGCAAAAUGAGCAGCAGUGUGGUUUCAUACCAAGACCUGGUGAAGUGUUUCACACUGAUCAUCCAGAGUCUGCAGCGUGGGGACAUACAGCCCUGGCUCCACAGCGGGAGCAACAGCUGGCUGAGCAGGCUCAUCCACCAGUCUUACCACGGAGCCAUGGACACAGUCUCUCUCACAGGGACUACUCCACUUCAGAUGCUUUUGGAAAUUGGCCUGGACAAACUGAAAAAAGAUUACAUCAGUUUUUUCAUAGGUCAGGAACUUGCCUCUUUGAAUCAUUUGGAAUACUUCAUUUCCCCAUCAGUGGAUACAGAAGAACAAAUUCACCGUGUGCAGAAACUCCACCACAUUUUAGAAACCCUAGUUAGUUGCAUGCGGUUCAUUGAAUCUCAACAUGAGCUGCUCUUUUCUUUAACCCAAUCCUGCAUAAGAUAUUACAAACAAAAUCCUCUGGAUGAGCAACACAUUUUUCAGCUGCCAGUCAGACCAGCUGCUGUAAAAAAUUUAUACCAAAGUGAGAAGCCCCAGAAAUGGAGAGUGGAAAUAAGUAGUGGUCAAAAGAAGAUUAAAACAGUUUGGCAACUGAGUGACAGCUCACCUGUAGACCAUCUGAGUUUUCACAAACCUGAUUUUUCUGAACUAACGCUCAAUGGAAGCCUGGAAGAAAGGACCCCCUUCACUACCAUGGUUACCUGUAGCCAGGUGCAUUUCAAGUGAACCGUGCUCAAGGCUCCCCUAUCAGCACAAACCAAAACGGGGGGGUGGGGAAGAAAAAGUAAUUCUCACAGACUGUAAGCGGAUGUGGAGGCGGCGCUGGGGACGUCAGUGGUGGCGGGGGAGGAGGAGCAGGAGCAGCAGGGCAGCCAUGAGCACGCAGAGGACGCACACCGUGGGAACCACGAUCUCCGAGAGCAGGUGCAGGUGGCGGCGCAGAGGCUCUGAAACACAACAACGACCAUUGUAGGAGCUUCCUCAUGGGGCAACUGGACAAGUGGCACCACCACGUUUGCUGAACUCCGUCACAGGCUAUGAGAGGAAUCCUGUAAUGUCAAUGCCAACCUGAACAGUCCGAGCUCAGAGGCAGAAUGCUGCAAGGCAUGCACAAGGCCUUGGGUUAGAUCGCCAGGGCCGCCACAUCAAAACACGCCCAAGUUUAUGAAGUCAUUUAGAAAGUAUAGAAGACCCACAUCUUUUCUUCUCCGUGUAAAGCGAUGUGUGCCAGUAUUUAAGCCGCCUAUUAAUCGUAUUAAUCAAUAUUUGCUGCCUUAUUCCUUGUCCUUGUCAUGGGGCGGGGGAAGUUUUGACAGAAUACUCCUUGGAAAAUGUUCUCAACCUUCUGAAGACAUCACUGUGUGUUUUAAGUGGGGUUCAAGUUUCCUGUGGUAACCCC
Perognathus longimembris pacificus (Pacific pocket mouse) is the source of this 2562-nucleotide messenger RNA. It is a transcript of the gene Zwilch, whose product is annotated as zwilch kinetochore protein. The coding region runs from base 126 to 1889 and encodes 587 amino acids. The transcript is spliced from 19 exons. Gene Ontology annotation, biological process: protein localization to kinetochore; mitotic spindle assembly checkpoint signaling. The record is from RefSeq and is a predicted model, not a curated record. NCBI's taxonomy places the organism in Eukaryota, Metazoa, Chordata, Mammalia, Rodentia, Heteromyidae. Gene Ontology annotation, cellular component: RZZ complex.